UUGUGUGACAAGGGUCUUGUCGGAGAUCCCCCAGCCUCGCGAUUUUUCAGUUUCUUGCGGUGAGGGGGCUGGCAGUGGGCUCCCAAGCUGCAGCUUCGUCCAAUCCGCAGCGAUCUUCGCAAUGCAGAGACAUCUCUUCCAAAUGGACAAAUCGCAAGCAGAUUAGCAAAUCGGCCUUAUCGCGAAGCUUCACUUUCAAGUUGCGCAAGGCUGCUCCUCUGCAGUUGUCGACACUGAUCCAAUUCCCAUCUUCGACGAAGUCUUGCUGCUUCUGCUGCUUCUGCUGCUGCUGCAAGGUCUAAAUCGCCGAAAACGACAACGGCAAGAUGGGUCUGCUCGACGACGCCGCCUCGGUCGUCUCAGGCCGCACCUCGCACUCGCACCAUGGCUCGAAGCACCACAAGCAUCGCCACCACAAGUCGCGCUCCCCCUCUCCCAGCAGGCACCGUCAUUCACACUCCCACUCGCAGUCGCACUCGCAGUCGCACGGCAUCGCCUCCAUCUUCGGCGGCGGCGACAACCACAAGCACAACAGCAGCCGGGCUUCCUUCUUCAGCCUGCCCAGCGCAAGCAGGAGCAGCUUCUUCGGCUUCAGCCGACCCUCCUACUACAAGCGCUCUUCCCGGCCCAACUUCGUCCACCGGGCCUACCGGCGCCUGAAGCGCCUCCUCCGCGACCUGGUGCACUACGCCAAGCGGCACCCGGCCAAGGUCUUCGUGCUAGUACUAAUGCCGCUAAUCACGGGCGGCGCGCUGACGGCCCUACUCGCCCGCUUCGGCCUCCGCCUGCCCGCGGGCCUCGAGCGCCUGCUCGGCCUCGCCGCCCGCGCCGGGUCCGCCGCCUCGGGCCCGUCGGGCCUCGUCGGUGAGGCCGUGCGCCUGGCCGGCGGGGCCGCCGCCGCGGGGUUCGGAACGGCGUCGGCGAGCAUCGAGAGGGGGAGGGAUGGGGGGUUGCAGUGGGAGAGGAAGAGGGUGGAGAGGGAUGGAUAUGGGUAUGGGUAUGGGGGUGGAGGAGGGGGAGGGGGAGGGAGAGGGGCCGGGUGGGGGGAUAGCCUGAUGGGGGUUGCUAAGAUGUUCAUCUAGGUCCGGGAUGGGCUAACAUAAAGGGGAGAUCGAUUGACUGUGGUUAUGUUUUUUGUUUUGUGUGGUGUGCAUUUCUUUCAUUCGGCGCUCCCGGAGACUGGUUUCAUAGUUUCUGAUACUGAUCCUCCCUGGGGGAGAUAUGACUUGUGUGCACAAUGUAGGUUAUCUAGAGACAGAAUCUGAGACAAAAUUAUCCAGAAACCGGAUACAAUCAACGCAAUAACUGAACCGUUAGAAAAUGGCAAGAUUUGUCGUAACUCUUAACUUGUCAGGAAAGAAUGCAUUAUUAAAAACCGAUACUAGUCUACCAGUGCAAUACAAUAAAACAGGGGCGUCAGCCUUUUUUCUAUGAUCCUUAGACUUGGGCUUGGGUAUCUUCAGACUCUCGCAAUCAACCACUUUCACCAACAGAACAAUACUUGGACGACAGCACUCUCAGA
Messenger RNA from Phialemonium atrogriseum, 1522 nucleotides. RefSeq lists its product as uncharacterized. The record is from RefSeq and is a predicted model, not a curated record. NCBI's taxonomy places the organism in Eukaryota, Fungi, Ascomycota, Sordariomycetes, Cephalothecales, Cephalothecaceae. The transcript is spliced from 2 exons. The coding region runs from base 327 to 1082 and encodes 251 amino acids.